AUGCUGCAAGCACCGAUCCAAUUCACUCACGGACUUCAGUGUUGGUGUUCUGUUACGCAUGUUCCUAACGACUACAACUUAAUCCGAAGCAGGCAGGAUGUCAACCACCAGCUUUACAGCGAGAACCUGCUUCGUAGGAUGAACCUCGGCUGGGGGAGGGGGGUGUGGAUGGGGGGAGCGUCAGUGUUCCAUCUCCAGCCCGCACCCAGCCCCAGCAUCACUUACCCAGGAGUUACCGGAUCCGCCCGGGAGCAGGCUGGUCAGACAAAGCACCGCCCCGUCCCGUGUAGCUGCGGCCCCGCCCCGGACGCCCGCGCAGCCGCGCUUGCUCCACCCCUGUCCUCCGCACCUGGCCGGCCGCACCUGGCCGCCGGCUGGGCCCUGCGCGUCGCGCCUGCGCUCUGCGCCCUCAGGGUCCCCGCUGGGCGUGCUAAGCCCGGCCAUGCUCCGGUCCCAUGCCUCCGGGCUGCCGACUCCACGGCGUCGGUUUUGGGUCACUUAACGGCCGCUGUGGCGCAUGCCCCGAAGACAUUUUCUCCGGAUCUUCCGAACCCUGGCGACCACGGCCCUCAGCCCCUCCGCAUCCCAGGCCCUCGCGCUGCGGCGGCCUGCCCCCGCCGCGACUGUUGGCUGCGGCCCGGGCGGGCGGCCGGGCUGCGGGCUCGGCGGCUGUUAGGUCCGCGGAGCCCCCGGUGCGAGCCUCCUCGUGCGCGGAAGAGACGCGGGCGUCGGCCCGGCCAAUGGCAGGCGGCGGGAGAGGCGCCGAGCGCCCGAGCCUGCCAGCCCCCAGUUGACGGCACGAGGCCCUGCUUGGGACGCAAGCCCGAAUUAUCUGGGCCCUGGGCUUCUGCGGCAGGGUCGGUGCUGGCUUGGCUGUGCUGGGGAGCUCACCUGGCGCCUCCUCACUGCACUCUUGUCUCAGUUCUUGUUUCGUUAGCAGGAUUGACUCAGUCUUGCAGCGAGGCUCGGAGCAGCCCAGGGUCGCAGGUAGAGGUCACGCAUGUUGAGCCGUGGGAGAAAGGAAGCAGGAAAACGGCUGGCCAGACGGGGAUGUGCGGAGGGGUUCGAGGUGUUGGAACAGGAGGCAUUGUUUCUACAGCUUUCUGCCUGCUGUACAAAUUGUUUACCCUGAAGUUAACAAGAAAGCAAGUGAUGGGUCUCAUAACACAUACAGACUCUCCAUAUAUCAGAGCCCUUGGAUUCAUGUAUAUAAGGUAUACACAACCUCCUACAGACCUGUGGGACUGGUUUGAGUCCUUCCUUGAUGAUGAGGAGGACCUAGAUGUGAAAGCUGGUGGAGGCUGUGUAAUGACCAUUGGAGAGAUGCUUCGUUCUUUUCUUACAAAACUGGAGUGGUUUUCUACUUUGUUUCCAAGAAUUCCAGUUCCAGUUCAGAAGAAUAUUGAUCAGCAGAUUAAAACUCGGCCUAGGAAAAUUAAGAAAGAUGGAAAGGAAGGUGCUGAGGAAAUAGACAGACAUGUUGAGCGAAGGCGUUCCAGAUCUCCAAGAAGAUCACUGAGCCCACGGAGGUCUCCACGAAGAUCAAGAAGUAGAAGUCAUCAUCGGGAGGGCCAUGGAUCUUCUAGUUUCGACAGAGAAUUAGAAAGAGAGAAAGAACGCCAGCGACUAGAGCGGGAAGCCAAAGAGAGAGAGAAAGAAAGGCGAAGAUCUCGGAGUAUUGAUCGGGGUUUAGAUCGAAGGCGCAGCCGGAGUAGGGACAGGCACAGAAGUCGCACUCGGAGUCGUGAUAGGAAAGGGGAUAGAAGAGAUAGGGAUCGAGAAAGAGAGAAGGAAAAUGAACGAGGUCGAAGACGAGACCGAGAUUAUGAUAAGGAGAGAGGCAGUGACCGAGAAAGGGACAGGGAGAGGUCAAGAGAGCGCUCCAAGGAGAGAAGAAGUAGGGGUGAGGGAGAAGAGAAGAAGCACAAAGAAGACAAGGAGGAUAGGCGGCACAGAGAUGACAAAAAAGAUUCCAAGAAAAAACACAGCAGAAGUAGAAGCAGAGACAGGAAGCACAGGAGUAGGAGUAGGAGCAGAAAUGCAGGGAAGCGGAGCAGGAGUAGGAGCAAAGACAAGUCAAGCAGACAGAAAAACGAGAGCAAAGACAAGUCAAACAAAAGAAGUAGAAGUGGCAGCCAAGGAAGAACUGGCAGUGUUGAAAAACUGAGGAAACAAGAACACAGCGCUAGUAGAGAAAAGUCUAGAAAGCGCAGCAGGAGCCAAGACCGUUCCCACAAGAGAGAUCACGGUGAUAGCAAGGACCAGUCAGACAGACAGGAUCACCAGAGUGGAGAGCCAGAGAGCCAAGAAAAAGAACACAAAGACAGCGAUGAGACUGUGUGAAGAUUCUGUAAAAUUGGAUCACAUUGAAUCCUAUAAAUGUUGAUUAAAUUCUGCUUUUUUUUCCCCCCAAGUUGAGAUUGUGCAGUAGUUAUGCACUCUGAGCUCCCUGUAGGCUGUUUUCAUUUCUUUUGUGUAGGGAAGUGCCUUUGUAAUCCCAUUAAGCAUUGUUUUCACCCAGUUGAGUUGACACAUAAUGCAUAGAUUGUUUUGCAUUUUUGUUUGUUUUUAAAAUGUACAGUCUGUACAUACAUCCUAAAAAUGUUUUAAUUCUUUUGGCAUGAGCCAUGUUGGUUAAAUUUGUAUAAGGCAAUAAACUGCCACUAAUUCUAUUUUUGUUUUGUGGGUGUGGGAUAAUGGUUGUGUACUGCAGUUAGCAUGGCUGUGCUUUUCAUAAUAGAAUGCUAAAGACUUUGGGAAUGGAUCUUGGAUGUUUGUUUUAGGAGAAUUAUGUGCUUUCAAUAUACACGAAAGCAACAGUUGUAGGGUUAACAUUCUUGUCCACUGUAUAUUACCUUGGAAGCUCUUGUUAAUAUGUUAUACUUAAUAAUUUCCACAGUUAAUGUUAGAGAGAAUUUAUAAGAGGUUUAAAUUAGGCUGUGAUUUGAUCAAAAGUCCUUUUAGCGUUCUACCUCAAAGGGACACUGUUAGUAUGCCUAAAAUCUAUUCACUUAGUUUAAUUUUUUUUUUUUAAACCACAUUUACUUGUGCUCCCCACCCAAAAUUCUUUCUCAGAUUUUAAAAGUACUAUAUUAAAGAAGACAUGUAAAGCCUGGCAUUGCAGCAACCCUGUACUGAUGUGAUGGGGAGAGGGCGGGGCAUAUGAGUAGAGAAGCAGUCAAGCCUCAAGCUUCCAAAGCAUUUUUUAUAAAUGGAGAAUACUUAAAUUAUGAAACAGCUUGAUAGAGUAUCCUUUUUUAAGAAUUCAAAACUUUUUUAUUGAUAAUGAAGAUUGCUGUUUGAGUUUUUAAAUUUACUCUAGAACAGAAGUAUUAAAAGUAAUGCAGAGCUGCGUUAUUUAAGACUUUCAGCAAAUUAUUUGAUAGAUUGUUCUUAUGACUUGUAUUCUGAUUUCAGAAAACCAUCAUGAGUGUGGAAUAAAUACUGGAUUAAAUCCUUUA
This is a messenger RNA of Psammomys obesus (fat sand rat), 3461 nucleotides long. It is a transcript of the gene Prpf38b, whose product is annotated as pre-mRNA processing factor 38B. Bases 1 to 2343 code for a protein of 780 amino acids. The transcript is spliced from 7 exons. NCBI's taxonomy places the organism in Eukaryota, Metazoa, Chordata, Mammalia, Rodentia, Muridae. The record is from RefSeq and is a predicted model, not a curated record. Gene Ontology annotation, cellular component: precatalytic spliceosome.